Molecule: messenger RNA, 2674 nt
Organism: Alligator sinensis (Chinese alligator)
Lineage: Eukaryota; Metazoa; Chordata; Crocodylia; Alligatoridae
Gene: TBC1D16
Product: TBC1 domain family member 16
Exons: 12
Coding region: 206-2572 (788 amino acids)
Biological process (GO): activation of GTPase activity
Cellular component (GO): early endosome
Molecular function (GO): GTPase activator activity
Source: RefSeq, a predicted model, not a curated record
CUGUGCAUAGCACGCUCAGAGCCUGAAGAACAGGCAGGAUCCUAGCCCAGGACUGUGCAGAAACCCUGCGCUCCUCUUUAUCGGAGACCCGAGAGCUGUUUCGAAUGGAGUCAGCAGCAUUCAUCUCGGGAAGAGCUGCCAAGAUCUUUUGUCUGGACGUAGCUUCUGAUUGAAGCGGACGGAUAAUGGAAACACUCCCCUGGCGAUGUCUCUGGGGCGACUCCUCCGACGUGCCUCCUCAAAAGCCUCUGACCUCCUGACCUUAAACGCGAGCAGCGGCAGCAGCGCGUCGUCCGUGCUGGAUGGGGAGAUCAUCUAUUCCAAGAACAAUGUCUGCGUCCACCCUCCCGAGGGGCUGCAAGGCCUUGGGGAGCAUCAUCCAGGCUACUUGUGCCUGUACAUGGAGAAAGACGAGCUCCUUGGCACCACGCUUAUCCUCGCCUGGGUCCCGAACUCUCGGAUUCAGAGACAGGAUGAAGAAGCGCUGCGCUACAUCACUCCGGAAAGCUCCCCCGUGCGUAAGGCUCCCCGCAAGCGUGGCCGCCACACUCAGGGCUUUGGCUCCGUCCGGCAGACCUCUCCCACUGAGCAGAAAGGGGCAGUGAUCCCAAAAGGCGAAGACGUCUUGGUCGUGUCGCAGCUCAUCAGAGAUGUGGCUCACAUCAGUGCGCCUUCUUCCGAAGGGGACAAGCUCUCCCAAGGCUGCCCAACAACAGACAGUAGCCACAAUUCCCCACCGCCUGCCCACAGUGACUCAGGAAUAUUAUCGACAAGCAGUUCUCAGGAUGAGCAGAACAGGUUGGAGCGGUUGGCGGAGGGGACGGAGGAAGGGCUGGACUGCAGGCCAGAGCAGGGGGAAGACGAGGCCUCCUUGGAGCUGUCUGCGGACGACGUGAGCAGGGACAGUACGUUCGACUCCGAUUCUGAUGCUUUCUCUUCCCCAUUUUGCCUCUCUCCCAUCAGCGAAGCCCUGGGGGAAAGCAGUAGCUCUUUGUUUCUCGAUACCGAAAGCAGGGAGACGUGUGACAACCACAUGACCUGCUCCACCAGCUCUGCCUCCAGCCUCGACACCAACGCCCACUUCCAGGACAACAACGGGCAAGCGCAAAAUGCCCGGUGGGACGAGCAGCAGAAGGUGUUUGCCCUCGAGCAGAUCUGCGGGGUCUUUCGUGUGGACCUCGGCCAGAUGAGGUCCCUCCGCCUUUUCUUCAGUGACGAGGCCUGCACCUGUGGACAGCUGGUCGUUGCUAGCAGGGAGAGUCAAUAUAAGAUCUUCCACUUUCACCACGGUGGCCUGGAUAAACUGUCAGAGGUGUUUCAGCAGUGGAAGUACUGCACGGAGACCCACCUCAAGGAUCAGCAGCUGACUGACGAAAGGACCUGCAUGCAGUUCUCCAUCCGCCGCCCCAAGCUGCCAUCCUCAGAGACUCACCCGGAGGAGAACGCGUACAAGCGCCUCGAUGUCUCCGCCUGGCUCCAUCACCUGAACGAGUCCGGGCAGGUGGAGGAGGAGUACAAGCUGCUGAAGGCCAUUUUCUUCGGGGGGAUCGAUGUCUCCAUCCGUGGUGAGGUCUGGCCCUUCCUACUGCGCUAUUACAGCUACGAGUCCACGUCUGAAGAGAGGGAGGCCCUGAGGGUGCAGAAGAGGAGAGAAUACUUUGAGAUUCAGCAGAAGAGGCUGACGAUGACCCCCGAGGAGCACAAGGAGUUCUGGCGCAAUGUGCAGUUCACCGUUGACAAGGACGUGGUGCGGACCGACCGCAGCAACCAGUUCUUCCGUGGGGAGGACAACCCCAAUGUGGAGACCAUGAGGAGAAUUUUGCUGAACUAUGCAGUGUUUAACCCUACCAUUGGCUACUCCCAGGGGAUGUCUGACCUUGUGGCCCCCAUCCUGGCAGAGGUCCUGGAUGAGUCGGACACUUUCUGGUGUUUCGUGGGGUUGAUGCAGAACACUAUUUUCAUCAGCUCCCCCCGGGAUGAGGAUAUGGAGAAGCAGCUGAUGUACCUGCGCGAGCUGCUGCGGCUCAUGCACCCCCGCUUCUACCAGCACCUGGCCGCGCUGGGGGAGGACGGCUUGCAGAUGCUGUUCUGUCACCGCUGGAUCCUCCUCUGCUUCAAGCGCGAGUUCCCAGAGGCGGAGGCCCUGCGCAUGUGGGAGGCUUGCUGGGCUCAUUACCAGACCGACUACUUCCACCUUUUUAUCUGUGUGGCCAUCGUGGUGAUCUAUGGGGACGAUGUCAUUGAGCAGCAGCUGGCCACCGAUCAGAUGCUGCUGCAUUUUGGCAACCUGGCUAUGCACAUGAACGGGGAACUCGUACUCAGGAAGGCGCGGAGUUUGCUGUAUCAGUUCCGCCUGUUACCGCGCAUUCCCUGCAGCCUGCACAACCUGUGCAAGCUUUGUGGGACUGGCAUGUGGGACAGCGGCUACAUCCCGGCCGUGGAGUGCUCUGGACAUCACCCCGAGUCAGAGAGCUGCCCAUACGGGGGCCUGGUGGAACCGCCCUCCCCCAAGCCCGGAAACGAAGGCAAGAGAGGGCUGAAAUCGCGGGACGUCUUUGCUUUCCGGAAAUAGCCCUGGAUGACUGGCACGCGUGGCAGAAGCAGGGGACGUGGUCAGGCAGGAGACAUGUGCAAGGGAAAAGAAAGGGAGAGUUUCUCAAGCCUUCUGAGCUGA